Molecule: messenger RNA, 1038 nt
Organism: Arctia plantaginis
Lineage: Eukaryota; Metazoa; Arthropoda; Insecta; Lepidoptera; Erebidae
Source: the annotation of a GenBank genome assembly
AUGAAUGGCUACAAGAAUUAUUUUCCUUUCGAAAUUGAAGAUGUAGAACCGGAAACAAAUGAAAAGUUGUUGGAAUAUUUUAAAGGCGAGUUUAAUGGUUUCGUCCGAGUUGGCCCUAAAGGCUAUUUCUUUCCACAAAAAUAUCGAAAAGAAGCGGCUAAUAUCUACAACAUGCCGAUAAGAAAGUCCGAUGUAUUUGUCACCAGUUACCCACGCUCAGGUACAACUUGGACUCAGGAAUUGGUUUGGAUGGUGGCCAAUGAUUUGGAUUAUGAAAAAUCGAAUGCUAUACCGCUCACAGAACGCUAUCCCUUUUUAGAAUUUUCUAUUUGCGUCCAUCCAUCAAACAAAUCGAAAUUUAUGGAAGAGAACAGUCACAGUGAAGAAAAACUAAAACUUUUAGAGUUUGUCGUCCAGCCAGGAACAGAUCAACUGGCCAAUAUCCCAUCUCCAAGAUUUAUCAAGUCGCACAUGCCACUGUCACUCCUCCCGCCCAAGUUACUUGACACUGCUAAAAUGAUCUACGUGGCACGAGACCCCAGAGAUGUCGCGGUCUCAUUCUACCAUCUUAACAGGCUAAUCAGGACCCAAGGCUACGUUGGGGAUUUCAAAACUUAUUGGAACUUCUUUGGAAAGAGUCUCCAUCACUGGACACCUUACUUCGAGCACCUAAAAGAAGCAUGGGAGAAAAGAGACCAUCCCAAUAUGUUGUUCCUAUUUUAUGAAGAACUUUCCAAGGACUUGCCAGCAACACUACGGCGCGUAAUUAAGUUUUUCGGCAAAGAGUUCUCGGACGAACAAAUAGAACGCCUCUGCGACCACCUCAGCAUCGACAACUUUAAGAACAACAAAUCUCUGAACUACGAUGUAAUGAAAGAACUCGGCAUUCUUAUUACGGGAGAACAAUCUUUUAUUAGAAAAGGUAAGGCUGGUGGUUGGCGAGACUACUUUGACGAAGAGAUGACACAACAAGCAGAGCAAUGGAUCGCAGAAAAUCUACGAGACACAGAUCUGCGUUUUCCGCAUUUUGAAAUUUAA